Messenger RNA from Pollicipes pollicipes, 1916 nucleotides. Its product is annotated as zinc metalloproteinase nas-23. The coding region runs from base 174 to 1652 and encodes 492 amino acids. Lineage: Eukaryota; Metazoa; Arthropoda; Thecostraca; Pollicipedomorpha; Pollicipedidae. The transcript has a single exon. Gene Ontology annotation, biological process: proteolysis. The record is from RefSeq and is a predicted model, not a curated record. Gene Ontology annotation, molecular function: zinc ion binding; metalloendopeptidase activity.
GUCACGCUUUGGUCUUUUGUGAGCGGUUCCCUCCCUAGUUCAUCAUUUUGUUUAGAAUUCAGGAUAAAAACGGUACAAGUUCCUCCCUAAGACCUUGUUCUUCCUAAAUUUUGUCGCGAUUGUGCCUUAGAAAAGGGACAGAUGUUCUUUUACCGACCACAUGUUUGAUUAGAAUGGCACGCCCCACGUGGAUAUUGAUUGCAUUUGCCCUGGUGCGAACUCCAAUCACCGAGGCGUUGGAGAAAUGGCACCACUUGCAAGACAGACUUGACCUGAAAAAGGAUGCUGAGAAGACCUUCAGUCCAACGGAAAAAAUAUUCAUCAACCAGUUGUGGGAUCAGGAGAAGCUAAGGAAGUCUGAGCCGGAUAAGUACUUCACUUUAUACGAAGGAGACUUGCACCUGACCGAUGUGCAAAAGAAGAGGUGGACGAUUUAUGGAUUUCACUUCGGUAACACCAUGAACGGUGUCGCCGACCCUUGGCCGAAAGGUGUGAUCAAAUAUCGGUUUUCCGACAGUGAAAAGGUUAAGGAUAAAACUGUUGUUGUUCAAGCUAUGCAGAGCUGGAGUGAGCGCAUACCUUGCAUAAAAUUCAAGGAGGACAAGUCAAGUAGCGAAAAAAAGGUUUUGCUAAUAGUUCAGCGCAAGCUAUCUUUCGCCUCCCUGGGCUACCGUCCAGAAAGAAAACAGCAUCUGCUGUCAAUUGCGGAGGUCGCCCAAACGAAACCAGUCAUCAUACAUCUACUAGGACAUGUUCUGGGGCUACCGCAUUCACAUUCUCGCCCUGAUCGAGACCGAUUUCUCAUCUGGAUGAGACAGAACGUGGAGCUUGACGACAUUCUGUACGUGAAUCAGAAACAGGACUGUCCAUACGACUUCAAUUCCGUUAUGCACUACGAUGCCACAGCUUUUACGAUGAACAGGAACGGUGAAUCGUCAUUUAUUAUCCGAAGAAUUGACUGGUCAGAUGACCCAGACAUAAAAAAGCAGGUACAGAAACGUGGCGAUGUGGCCUACCAGAUGGGCUAUGUGUUGGGUAGAUGGCUGUCGCCUACGGUCUCUGAUACCUACCGCGUGGAGACCGGCUACGGCUGCUCCAUCACCCACGCAUGCAUCCCAGCUGGCUACAAAUACGAGGACUUUAACAUGCUUCCUCUGCGCUCGUCCAUCAAGAACUUUGACUACAAGUUCCUGGUGAAAGCCGAGGACCAGUACGCAACUGCCUUCACCUUCAACCCGAACAACAUGAAGACCGACUUCCUCUACGACACCCUCUACGCCAGCUUGCAGACGAUCACGACCGAGGCGUCGUGCCAGCGGAUCAUGAUCGUGAUGCAGAUCGCGCAGCGGCCCACCACCGACCAGAUGGCCUUCUGGCUCCUCACCGGCUGCACGUUCAUGCAGAUCGAGAUAUACGACCACAUCUGGGACCUGCACAACGUCUACUGCGCCGCGCAGUUCGCGCGCAUGUACCGCAAGGUCUUCUUCACGUCCAUCGACCCGCUGGUGAUCUUCCGUGUGCACAAGCUGGAUCAUCCGGCCGUGCGCAGCAUGGAGGAUGGCGUGAUCAAGUCGUCCUUCUACACGGACUACGUGUGCACGGGCCAGGCCAACACGGUGCCGGCAUGCCAGGGUGUCUCGGAUAGCAUGUAGUGGGGGCCCGGUGGCUGGAGCGGGCUGGACCGGGCCCGGCCGGGGCGGCGCGGCCUGUCACUGUGAGGCCGUCCUCCAGGUCAGCUCAGGUGAACUCCGCCGGCGGACAGCCCAACCCCUCCCCCUGUCGCGUAACCGCACGUCGGCCAGUGAUCAGUGGUCAAUGUUGACUGACCGCUGGUCAGUGGUCGGUGCUCAGUGACCCCCGGCAAGAGAUCAGUGAUCACUGACCACCAGUCAAUGAUCAGCGUUGGUUGAGUGACA